This is a messenger RNA of Protobothrops mucrosquamatus (brown spotted pit viper), 1810 nucleotides long. RefSeq names its product tyrosine-protein kinase Src-1-like. The coding region runs from base 1 to 1725 and encodes 574 amino acids. NCBI's taxonomy places the organism in Eukaryota, Metazoa, Chordata, Lepidosauria, Squamata, Viperidae. Gene Ontology annotation, molecular function: transmembrane receptor protein tyrosine kinase activity; ATP binding. The transcript is spliced from 8 exons. Gene Ontology annotation, cellular component: signaling receptor complex. Gene Ontology annotation, biological process: cell surface receptor protein tyrosine kinase signaling pathway; protein phosphorylation; positive regulation of kinase activity. The record is from RefSeq and is a predicted model, not a curated record.
AUGAAUCUCUUUGCUAGCAAGGAUGAAGAUUUAUACCGCUAUACUGAUAUUAUGGUGCUGCUCCGGGCUGGUAGCGAUGACCUGACCAUGCAUUGUGGAAGGUUGGCUUACACAGUAUCGUUCCAUGAACACCGACCUGGAGCCAAGAGGGAGAUACCCAUUACGCCACGCCAUCUUUCUCCUUUGGUCCCCCGCAAGGAAGACAAGAUGCAGGCGGAGGCGGGAAGCUCUUAUCUGGCACCUUUACAGUUGUUGGGGGUUCAGCCAGAGAGGACUCAAGGCAGUGCAUCUGAACGACCAUCUCAGCUGUCACCGACUGCAGAAUCCCGUGUUCGUGGGGGGGCCAGGCUGACUAAAGAGAAGAAUAAAGAUGCUUUCAGUGACAAGAGUCCUCACUGUUUCUGCAAAAAUGAUAAAAACCACGAUGCUCGGCUGCGGAUUGAAGCUUUACGCCAGCGUGGGUCCUUGUUGCUGAAGACCAGCGUGAAGACGGGGGAAGCUUUCUUUGCUAUUUACCCCCGCACUAACCAGCCUAGAAUGAAUCUCUUUGCUAGCAAGGAUGAAGAUUUAUACCGCUAUAGUGAUAUUAUGGUGCUGCUCCGGGCUGGUAGCGAUGACCUGACCAUGCAUUGUGGAAGGUUGGCUUACACAGUAUCGUUCCAUGAACACCGACCUGGAGCCAAGAGGGAGAUACCCAUUACGCCACGCCAUCUUUCUCCUUUGGUCCCCCGCAAGGAAGACAAGACGCAGGCGGAGGCGGGAAGCUCUUAUCUGGCACCUUUACAGUUGUUGGGGGUUCAGCCAGAGAGGACUCAAGGCAGUGCAUCUGAACGACCAUCUCAGCUGUCACCGACUGCAGAAUCCCGUGUUCGUGGGCCCCAGCCAAAGACCAUGCCCCACUGGGACGAUUGGGAGAGACCCAAAGACGAAUUCCGACUGAUCCGGAAGUUGGACGCCGGUUACUUUGGAGAAGUCUACGAGGGACUUUGGAAAGAGAAAGUGAAAGUUGCGGUGAAGGUGUUACACAGAGCCGAUCUGACGUGCCAGGACACCUUCAAAAACGAGAUUGAGGCCCUGAGGCUGUUGAAACACAAAAACAUUCUCUCCCUCUACGCCAUCUGCUCUGGCGGGGAUCCAGUCUACAUCAUCACCGAAAUCAUGAGCAAAGGGAACCUGCUCACCUUCCUCAGAGGUCCAGAGGGGCAACAGAUGGAGAUGGCAGAGCUAGUCAGCUUGGCCGCCCAGGUAGCCGAAGGGAUGAGCUACCUGGAAUCGCAGAAUUUCAUCCAUCGGGAUUUGGCUGCCAGGAACGUGCUGGUGGGAGAAAGCAACAUCUGCAAAGUGGGAGAUUUCGGCAUGGCCAGGCUGAUCGAGGAAGAUAUUUAUCUCUCUUACUCACACAGUGUGCCUUACAAAUGGACCGCACCGGAAGCCCUUUCCUGCGGAUGUUACUCCAUCAAAUCUGACGUGUGGUCCUUCGGCAUCCUCCUUUAUGAAGUCAUGACUCGGGGGCAGAACCCGUAUCCAGGCAUGAGUAACUGCGAGGUCUCCACCCAGGUUCAAAAUGGUUUCCAGAUGCACCGCCCGGCCAGGUGCCCCCCUGUCAUGUACUCCACCAUGUGCAAAUGCUGGAACCUGGAUCCCAAUCAAAGGCCGGACUUCCAGAAUAUCAAAGAACUCCUCCGGAAUUUCACCAGCUACGAGAACUUUGAAGCCUUCUCUUAAACUGCCCUUCAAUGAUUGGGGAGAAGUUGUUUCCACGACACACGGUCACCUGCCUAUAAGGGAUAGCGGAGCAGAUCAAGCUGGU